AUGAAGGGGCCGUCGGUGGGCGCGCAGGCGCUGCUGGCUGCAGCUUGCUGGGUGCUGGUGGAUGGUGAAGGGAUUGGACUACUCCAAAAUGAUGUUUACCAGAAAGAGGGCAGCAAAGAUUUGGCAGCUUCCCAGCUCCUUCCAGUCCGGGAGAUUUUGAAGCGUGAAAGAGAGCGAGAGGCAAGCGUCACCUCCUCUGGGGACAACUUCAGAGAACUCCCUGGAGUUGCAUUCCUGUCAAAGCCACAAGAUCCUGUGACUCCCAAGAAAGAAGGGACAGGGAAGAAAAGAAAGAAGGGGAAGGGGAAGAAGAGAGACCCCUUCUUGCGAAAAUACAAGGAUUAUUGUAUCCAUGGAGAAUGCCGAUACAUCAAGGGACUAAAAGCGCCCUUCUGUGUGUAA
Messenger RNA from Heteronotia binoei (common prickly gecko), 402 nucleotides. RefSeq names its product proheparin-binding EGF-like growth factor. The coding region runs from base 1 to 402 and encodes 133 amino acids. The record is from RefSeq and is a predicted model, not a curated record. The transcript has a single exon. Lineage: Eukaryota; Metazoa; Chordata; Lepidosauria; Squamata; Gekkonidae.